This is a messenger RNA of Arachis ipaensis, 687 nucleotides long. RefSeq lists its product as uncharacterized. The record is from RefSeq and is a predicted model, not a curated record. Lineage: Eukaryota; Viridiplantae; Streptophyta; Magnoliopsida; Fabales; Fabaceae.
AUGUUUGCUUCACCGAUUCCAAUCAAGAUGUCCACAAUCUUUGAAUCGAAUCCCUCCCAAGGCAACUUGACCUCUCCGGCACGGUCUUUGCCGAUUUCUCAGCCGCUCCAAAAAGACAAUUAUGGUUCGUGGUGCAGAUCGAUGCAUCUUGCAUUGAGUGGCAAACGCAAGAUUGGCUUCAUUGAUGGUUUUUUGCAGAAACCAGAUCCAACUGUUCAUCUCGUGCUUGCAGAAUGCACCAACGACAUCGUCACGACGUGGUUGUUAAACUCGAUCUCCAAGGACAUUGUCACGAGCGUGAUCUACGCGGGUUCAACUGCUCUCCUUUGGCAGGACCUGGAGACUCGUUUCUCUCAAAGCAAUGCACCUCGUAUCUUUGAGCUGAAACGAUCUCUCAUGUCACUGACCCAAGGCUCUCUCUCUGUUUCACAAUAUUUCACAAAGUUGAAGAUCCUUUGGGAAGAACUCAAUACCUUCAAGCCUCUGGUCUCGUGCUCCUGCGGUGGUGUUAAAUCGAUUCAAACCUACCUCGAUCAAGAAUAUGUCAUGCUGUUCCUCAUGGGGCUCAAUAAAAAUUUGGCAAAUGUUAGAAGCCAAAUCUUGUUAUCAGAUCCCCUUCCUUCAAUUGACAAAGUUUUCUCUCUGGUCUUGCAAGAAGAGAAACAAUGUGCACUUACUUCUCCUUAA